Messenger RNA from Parastagonospora nodorum SN15, 597 nucleotides. RefSeq lists its product as hypothetical. Bases 1 to 597 code for a protein of 198 amino acids. The transcript has 3 exons. NCBI's taxonomy places the organism in Eukaryota, Fungi, Ascomycota, Dothideomycetes, Pleosporales, Phaeosphaeriaceae. The record is from RefSeq and is a predicted model, not a curated record.
AUGGAGACAGCCUUUGAAGUAACUGCGCUGCGCUCCAGACUUUCCCGCAAGCAUCGCAGAUAUGAUGUCGCUGAGCUGCCAUGGGCUCUCGUACGAUCAGCACUUGUUCAACAGCUGAGCCUGACUGAAGAGGUACUGGGAAAAGUUGAUGCCGAAGUAGACCCCGAGGAGUUGGAAGAGUACUUCGUUAUCGAGCGAGACUCUGGUGAACCAGACGGCCAAGGACGUCUUACCUACCAAGCGGAGCUCCGCGAGAUCUCCCCGGAGCUUGACGAGCAGCUUACGGCAUUUCUCAAAGCGAUUAGAAAGUCGAAACCCGAAGUAGUAGCUGACAAGCGGAAGCGAGUGGAAAGUUGUAAAGCUGCGAUUACCCAGGCGUUAAUGACAAAACUUGGACAAUAUCCUACAUCAAUCGAGGAAGACAAGGAGCUCUUAAAAAAGCAAGACUUGGCGAAGAGGCACCGCAUGGCUAUAGAAGUCAGGCUAGGGGAGAAGACAUUGCUGCAAGAAGCUGUUGUGUUGAUGCAAGGAAGUGGCACAACCAGCGAGGAGGCGAAUGGUGAAAGAGCAACCAAAAGAACAAGGACAAGUGCAUGA